Molecule: messenger RNA, 1371 nt
Organism: Guillardia theta CCMP2712
Lineage: Eukaryota; Cryptophyceae; Pyrenomonadales; Geminigeraceae
Exons: 13
Coding region: 1-1371 (456 amino acids)
Source: RefSeq, a predicted model, not a curated record
AUGAAGAUGCUGGAAGAACAGUUGGUGUCCUCAUGUACACCGGAGAGAAGGGAAACUACGCAGGAAGAAGAGAAAGCUUCUUCCGAUGACAUGAUGGUAGAGGAGCAAGGGGUGGCGACGAACCGAUCUCCGUCUUACAACUCAGAUGAGCCGAUGCAGACUCUGAUCGCCCCACAAGUUCCCCCAGCAGAUCCCUACCUGCUUGUGCGCGAGCGGUGGCCUGCUGCUAUCAAGCUGAGAAGCCGCUGCUUCUCCUUUCCGAAACCCUCCCAUCGCAGGAACGGCCGGCAUAUUCUCUACCUGAUACGCAAAUCGAGGAGGGUAUGCGACAACCUUGCGCUGUCGCAUGCGCUGUGGAUCUCUGACAAGCUCAAGCUUCCGCUCCUUGCUAUGGUGGUGACACAGCGAGAGGGAGAUCGCGAGGGCAACGGGACGAGUGAGACGACGAAGAAACGAAUAUCGAGAAAGAGGGCGUUUGAAACCAGUGCGAUAUGCUCGUUACGACACGCUCUUGCUGCUCUACAUGUCCCUCUGAUAGGCUUCGAGACAGAAAGCCCGUGGGUCUUGUUGGUGCAAUGGGCCGUCGUGACUGAGACGCACAUGAUCAUCGCGGAUGACGUCGACUUCGAUCCCUCGCUCGUCAAGGCCCCACCCGAUGACGUCGAGUUCCCCUGCCCCUUCCACGGCAUCGACUCUGACAGCAUCUUUCCCCAACAUCUCUACGCUGCAUCGCUGGCGGAGGAGACGUUGGGGGACUGCGUGAUGAGGAGGCGCAGCGAGGCUUCGAAGCUUGUCGCUCCCUUCCGUCUGGGAGGAAGCAGCCUACCUGAGCAGAAGAAAGGAUCACCGAACAAGGAGCAGAUUCUUCCUCUGCGAGCUGCGAAUCUCGGGGUGCAAGCAGGGCUCUUCUGCAAGCCGACGUGUGGGGUCAACCCGUUAGAGCAGGCGAUUCCUUCCGCAGACCUCGCGGAAUUCUUUUUGAACUGGCCAGUCUACGUCAACAAGGAAGUGGGAGAAGCCAUGGAGAAACGAAAUGUCUCGACCGUCCGGAUUGACUGGGACGGAGUCAAGUCAGAGCUUCAGGACUGGAUAAAGCUUGAAAGAGAAAGGUGCCCCGCAAGCGUCGAAGCCUUCACCUUGAAUUCCUGCGAGGAGAAAGCUUUGCCGUACUUGCACCAGGCUUUGCUGGAGUCGCUGCAGGACAGCUCAAGCAUUCCCAAGACGCAGCAGAGAAAGUCGGAUCGUGUCCUGGCAUUUCCCUAUUCUCAUGAAGACGAAGGAGAAGCACUCUACGAGGAGCUCGAGAGCUGCCUGAGCUCGGGCGUCGUCUCCUCCUGCAGGAACUUGAUUUUCUCAUCCUCCCUCGCUUGA